This is a messenger RNA of Paramuricea clavata, 5533 nucleotides long. Lineage: Eukaryota; Metazoa; Cnidaria; Anthozoa; Malacalcyonacea; Plexauridae. The record is from the annotation of a GenBank genome assembly.
AUGACAACGAAAACCAAUUAUGUGAAAUAUAUAAACGCGCAAUUCAUUCUGUUUCUACUACAGUUUACGCAUAACGUGUCCACGCAAACGUCUUUGACACCCAUCCAAAAUGGUAAUACCACAAGUUUUGGAAUUAAAAAUGUUGGAAACUCUUUUAAUAACGGGUCGACAGCUGCUGGCGAUAAUAAAUCAACUACCGAGCUAUCAAAUAGUGUAUUUUCUACAAGAAGAACUGAUUUAACUGAUACGAAACACAGUUAUCGCAAUGAUACAAUUAUUAAAGAUGAUAUGAAGGAAAGCAAAGAUAAAGGUUUAAGAAACGCAACAAAAAGUUUGCAGUUUGACUCAAAGAAAGAAAAGGAGACCGCCCAUAUUCAUAUUUACACAGGUUUGUGAUUUAUCUGCUGUACUACCUGCCGUAGUUUGUGUCGUCUGGAGUAUACCUAGAAAAGAUUAGAAAGCAUUUUGAUGUUAUAGUAACCUCUUAACCAAGCUGGGUCCUCGCUUCAAAGGUUGGCAGCACGGCUAUAAGUGCAUGUGCCUAAUUGUGUUGGAUUCCUGCAAUAUGCAGUUGCUUGAUUAUAUUAUCACCUCGGUCAUUUGUAAGAAGAAUGCUUCUAGUCUGGCCUUGCCAAACACCGAAUGUUUUCUUUUGGCUUACUGGGCCUGUAGUAACACUGGAUCAAUAAGAGAUGAUCCUUACUGAACCUCUAGGGAGAACAGUUUAGAACUGAUAGAGCUAUCCAGUAUAAAUAAAGUUAGUUUAGUUUAGGUUUUAUCCUGUAGUCUGGAUCAAUAAGAGAUGAUCCUUACUGGACCUCUAGGAAGAACAGUUUAGAACUGAUAGAACUAUCCAGUAUAAAUAAAGUUAGCUUAGUUUAGGUUUCAUCCUGUAGUCUGGAUCAAUAAGAGAUGAUCCUUACUGGACCUCUAGGAAGAACAGUUUAGAAGUGAUAGAGCUAUCCAGUAUAAAUAAAGUUAGUUUAGUGAAUAUUUCCUCCUGUAGUAACACUGGAUCAAUAAGAGAUGAUCCUUACUGGACCUCUAGGAAGAACAGUUUAGAACUGAUAGAGCUAUCCAGUAUAAAUAAAGUUAGUAUAGUUUAGGUUUCCUCCUGUAGUAACACUGGAUCAAUAUAAGAGAUAAUCCUUAAUAGGAAGAACUGUUUAGAACUGAUAGAGGUAUCCAGUAUAAAUAAAGUUAAUUUAGUUUAGGUUUCAUCCUGUGGUAACACUGGAAUAACGGUAUGAUACUCGUUUCACUGUACCAGUCAGUAGUUUUCGCAAAGGAGCGCCUUAUGCACUUUUGUCUUUUGUUUCAGAAAAUCCAUGCCUCAAUGGUGCUACUCUUGCGUUCACGAUGUUUGGCUCGCAUUGUUUGUGCAAAUCUGGUUUUAAGGGAAUUCAUUGUCAAGACACGGAUCAUUGUUAUUCGAAACCCUGUCUGAACAACGCGACUUGUGUGGAUCACAAGACGAGAUACGAAUGUCGCUGUAGAAAUGGUUUCAAAGGUUUAAAGUGCGAAAGUAAGUAGUGCAGUGAAACGACAUACUGUAUCCUUUGUAAGUAGUGCAAUGAAACGACAUACUAAACCAUCCUGGUUUAUUUCAAUACUGUUUCCUUUUUUCUGGGAAGAAGCCUGAUUCUGUUAAAAUAAUCUUGUCAUAGAUUGCUUUAUACUGUCACGUAAAAACGCAUAAGUGGUAACACACCUGCAGCAGACUUGUAGCAAUGGUGUUCCAACAACAUGUCAACAGGAUGUGUUUCCGCUGCUUGUUCCCAGCUUGUUGACCAGUUCUCAACGGCUUGUUGCCAACUUACUGCAUGCAAGGUUGUUGAGCUCAACAGAUUUGUUACUGUACACGUUGUUCCAACAACUUGUUAUCGUCAAUUGCAAUUCAAAAAUUUGUCAACAAGUUGUGAGUGACAACCUUGUAGCAACUUGAUAAAAUAACAGCAUUGUUACAGCUUGUUGACAAGCUUGCUACAGGCCUGUUGCGAACACAUCUCGUUGACAAGUUGUGAGUGACAUCCUUGUAGCAACUUGAUAAAAUAACAGCAUUGUUACAACUUGUUGACAAGCUUGCUACAAGCUUGUUGCGAACAUAUCUCGUUGACAAGUUGUGAGUGACAUCCUUGUAGCAACUUGAUGAAAUAACAGCAUUGUUACAACUUGUUGACAGGCUUGCUACAGGCCUGCUGCGAACACAUCUCGUUGACAAGUUGUGAGUGACAUCCUUGUAUAGCAAUUAACUUGAUAAAAUAACACCAUUGUUGCUAUUGUAUUCUAUGUGAACAAUUAUUUUCUUUAUUAUUUCGUUUCUUCAAGUGCGAGACAAGUGUUAUCCCAAUCCAUGUCGAAACUCUGGUAUCUGUCAUGAAAAGAAGGGAGUGAUUCAGUGUAGCUGUCAGCGUGGGUUCAAAGGAGUCAACUGUACUGGUAGGUUGGUCGUUUUUUUUGCUGUUUUUUGCCAGUAAGGAUUAUCCUCCAUUGAUCGAAAUACUUAUGUUCGUUUAUGCUGGAUAGCUCUGUCAGUUCUAAACAGUUCUCCCUAGAGAUCCAGUAAGGAUCAUCUCAUAUAUUGAUCCAGUGUUACUACUGGAGGAAACCUAAACUAAACUAACUUUAUUUAUACUGGAUAGCUCUAUCAGUUCUAAACAGUUCUCCCUAGAGGUCCAGUAAAGAUCAUCUCUUAUUGUUCCAGUGUUACUACAGGAGGAAACCUAAACUAAACUAACUUUAUUUAUACUGGAUAGCUCUAUCAGUUCUAAACUGUUCUCCCUAGAGGUCCAGUAAAGAUCAUCUCUUAUUGUUCCAGUGUUACUACAGGAGGAAACCUAAACUAAACUAACUUUAUUUAUACUGGAUAGCUCUAUCAGUUUUAAACUGUUCUUCCUAGAGGUUCAGUAUAAGGAGCAUCUCUUAUUGAUCCAGUGUUACUACAGGAUGAAACCUAAACUAAACUUACUUUAUCUAUACUGGAUAGUUCUAUCAGUUCUAAUUUGUUCUCCCUAGAUGUCCAGUAAGGGGCAUCACUGAUUAGUCCAGUUUUACUACUGAAGGAAACAGGAUUGCCCAAGAAAAAACUGAUUUUCUCCUGAAAUCGGACUUGUAGGAGAAACUCGAAUCUGGAACAUGCAUUAGCAACGCUGCCACCAACACGUCAAUUCUUAAAAAUGUGUAGGAGGAAAUGGAACUGACGAAUUUCUCUUUUUCUCUUUAGAAAUGAAUAAAUGCGAAAUCAACCCUUGCAGAAAUGGAGGGACUUGUGUCCAAUUAGAGAAAAAUAAGUUCUUUUGUAAAUGUUUGCCUGAAUAUAAUGGAACUUUUUGUCGCAGUGAGUGGUUUCUUGAUUUAAUUGAUAGACCUUGUAUUUUGUAUGAAGAGUGGCAAACUGCAGUAAGUGAAUGGCAUUGAAGCAGUGGGAUUUUCAAAAGCAUGCCGAUUACUGGGUCGUGACCGCUUCGCCCUCAUUUGAUACCAUUCUUAGCAUAUUUUUGUAACUUUUAAUUUCGUGUAGAACGAAACCGUUGCCUCAUCAACCCCUGUAGGAAUGGAGGAGUUUGUUCAAACGACGAGAAGAAACCAGUUUGUCGAUGUCGUGAGGGUUAUGUGGCUGACUUCUGUCAAGGUAUACACGAUAUGUAUUUGUAGAAUACAUCGAGUAACAAGAAAACAAUUAUUAACCACGGGUUUAAGCUAUGUCGACCUGCUUGUUUAAACCUGUGGGUCAAACGAGGACGAGAGUUGAGGAGUGGGGAAAAUCUCGCUCGCGUUUGUCAUCGACUCUCAUUCCCCCCUUAUCAGUUUUGAGCUGGUUCAAAUUUUGAUGACAGACGAGUUGAUGUAAGUAUAGUCUAUCGAGAUAUGAUAGUCUGGAAACUGGACAGAAGUCAGUGUGUUAUUAAAUAAAUAUUUUAUCUGAGUUUAUACUCAUUUGUGCACGGUCACCGGUGAUUGAGCUCAUUGUAUUUUCGUAUGACUAAGUAAUCGUCCAAUAGGGAUAGCUGAGAUGAAACGUGCAACCACGAUGAAUAAUAUUUAAUGAAGUUGAAACAAAGGAUUUAUACACGUUAAUGUACUGUUCAACAUGAAACAAAACCUUUUUUGUGACUCUGAAGUCUUCCGGGUUUCCAGAACAUCAUCUUGACAGAGUGUAUGACGUAAGUUUUCGCUUCGCGCGCGGUAAAAUCCAGUCAGGCAUUUCUCAUUAACUGUCAUGCUGGAACUUUACCGAGGCAUGAGAGUUUAGAAAACAUUCACAGAAACUCUCACUUGCGAACUCUUAUCAAUUUGACCAGAGCUUUAUACUCGCAGAGAAAUGUUUUAGGGACCGGUCAUUAUUUAUGGUGGGGGGUGGCACCGAAGAGAAAUGUUUUUCGUGGCAAAAAUUUUGCUGACCCAACCAUUAAAAAGUCGAAAAUUUGAUUACCCAACCUCAAGUAUCAAUUAAAAAAUGAAUACCCACCCAUGGCCAAAAACGUUACAAAAGGAUACCAUUCAGUUGUCACACAUGUCCUUUACCACUUCUGUGACAUGAGUUUAAUAACUGCUUGUGCAAUUUUCUGCAUGCAGUCUAAAGUUUCAUAUUGUCUGCACAUGUACUUUCUUUGGAGACACCAUUUGUCACCUAACAAAUCGAAAAAUGAUUGAUUCACAUAUUGUAUUUACAUAUGACUGGUGACAUUGUUUUUUAGUAGUCUCCAAUAUUUCAGUGAGUCGUGCGUUGGAAAUGACAAUAAUUUUUUAUUACCCAACCCUUGAGUUGUUUUGUUUUUCAUUUACCCAACCUUUUACUUACUCAAAAUUUUGUUUACCCAACCCUUUUCUCUUCGGUGCCACGCCCUGCCAUAAAUAAUGACCAGUCCCUUAUCGAGUUUCUUUCGCUUCAUUUCCCCCUAGAUCAUGUUUGCAAACCAAGUCCCUGCCUGCAUGGCGGGAUUUGCAAAGUGAUUAAGAAAGGAGAGUCUUGGCAAUUCAACUGUUCAUGUCCGAAAAAUUUUACUGGAAGCAAAUGUGAAGGUAUGUUUAUUCUUUUAAUUCUUUUUGUUAGUACAUUAGCUUUUCUUGAUAGAACAAUUGUUGAGGUUUUCCCUGGGUGUUCUGAACAGCUGUCAGUACAUCUGCUCGGCAGUUGUGUGAUUAGGGAGCGGUUAUUAUUUAUGAGAGGGCGGGGUGUGGCACCGAAGAGAAAAGGGUUGGGUAAACGAUAUUUUGAGUGAGUAAAAGGUUGAGUAAAUGAAAAACAAAACAACUCAAGGGUUGGGUAAUAAAAAUUUAUUAUCAUUUCUCAAGCAUGACUCGUUCAAAUGUUGAAGACUAAAAACAAUUUCAACAGUCAUUUAUUUGUAAAUAAAGUUAGUAUACGCUAUAAAAUUUUUUAUUUUAUUUUCCUCAGUUCCCCAACCGUGUAUGGCAAAGCCAUGUAUGCAUGGUCGUUGUAUUGAUGCUACAAAUGAUCCACGUUAUUCACAGCUCUCUGGAGGAUAUCUUUGUCUCUGUGAGAAAGGAUAUACGGGGAAAAACUGCAGAA